AUGUCAGCAUUACGUAUUCUCGUGCCCAUAAAGAGGGUAAUUGACUAUGCGGUCAAACCCCGCGUCAAUAAGGCGCAGACGGGCGUCGAAACGGCCGGCGUCAAGCACUCGAUGAACCCGUUCGACGAGCUUUCGGUCGAGGAGUCGGUGCGGAUCCGUGAGAAAAAGUCAGCGCCGGGAGGCGUUGAAGACAUCUGCGUGAUCUCGGCAGGUCCUGCGAAGGCCGCGGACGUACUGCGCACGGCGAUGGCGAUGGGCGCGGACCGUGGCAUCCACGUAGACGUCAAGGAGGGCGAAGACCUAGAGCCGCUCAGCGUAGCUAAGUUGCUCAAGGCCACUGUCGAGAAGGAAAAGAGCAACUUGGUCAUCCUCGGCAAGCAGAGCAUCGACGACGAUGCGGCGCAGACAGGACAGAUGCUAGCGGGGUUGCUAGGGUGGCCCCAGGCUACACAGGCUAGCAAAGUCACGUUUGGCGCUGGCGAUACGGUCGAGGUCACGAAAGAGGUUGACGGCGGCGCGGAAACGGUGCGCGCGAAGUUACCGAUGGUUAUCACGACGGAUUUGCGCCUUAAUGAGCCCCGCUAUGCGAGCUUGCCGAAUAUUAUGAAGGCGAAGAAGAAGCCGCUUGUCAAGAUGAGCUUGAGUGAUUUAGGCAUUUCGAAUGAGAGACGGCUUAAGAUUGUUAAAGUUACAGAACCGCCGCCGAGAGAAGGUGGUGGCAAGGUUGAGGAUGUGGAUGGGUUGAUUUCGAAGUUGAAGGAGCUGGGAGCGAUAUAA
Molecule: messenger RNA, 777 nt
Organism: Daldinia childiae
Lineage: Eukaryota; Fungi; Ascomycota; Sordariomycetes; Xylariales; Hypoxylaceae
Product: Electron transfer flavoprotein subunit beta
Exons: 3
Coding region: 1-777 (258 amino acids)
Cellular component (GO): cytosol
Molecular function (GO): electron transfer activity
Source: RefSeq, a predicted model, not a curated record